Messenger RNA from Vicia villosa (hairy vetch), 333 nucleotides. RefSeq lists its product as uncharacterized. The transcript is spliced from 2 exons. Bases 1 to 333 code for a protein of 110 amino acids. NCBI's taxonomy places the organism in Eukaryota, Viridiplantae, Streptophyta, Magnoliopsida, Fabales, Fabaceae. The record is from RefSeq and is a predicted model, not a curated record.
AUGAAGUUAUCUAAGGAUGAGAAAGGAGUAGGUGUAGAUCAACAUCUAUACAGAAGUAUGAUAGGCAGCCUGCUGUAUCUCACAGUUAGCAGGCCUGACAUUGCCUUUGCUGUAGGAGUGUGUGCAAGGUAUCAAGCUGAACCCAAAGUCAGCCAUCUCAAUCAAGCAGGGAGUGCUGAUGAUAGGAAGAGCACCUCUGGUGGAUGUUUCUUUCUAGGAAAUAACCUCAUUUCCUGGUUCAGCAAAAAGCAAAAUUGUGUAUCUCUAUCGAUGGCUGAGGCAGAGUACAUUGCUGUCGGAAGCAGCUGCUCCCAGCUUGUAUGGAUGAAGUAG